UUGUAAAGGUUACUUCAUACACGCUUAUGGGCCACUUGAAGACGCACUGCAGAGGUAGGGAGAGAUCAUGAUGAAAAUGUAAAAAAUUGAAAUAACAACAGAAAGAAAGAAAAAGUCAGAGUUAGACUUAAUGGUUGGACGAUGACAGAGGUGGGGAUUUUAACACGAUUCCGUGUCGUCGUCGCCCGUGUGAGCCUUCUUUCCCGAUGUGGAAAGUGGCUUGAUGAGUGUCCAAAGUAGCAGCGGCAGCAGUGGAAGUUUGGAGGGACCGCCAUCUUGGUCCCAGUUCUCAUCUCAAGCACCGGGCUUGGUUUCUCAACAAAAUAUCUCUGCACCGGUGAAGGCCAGGGAAGGUGGGAUGGAGGAGCUGCAGUCUCUGGACCCGCGGAGGCAGGAGCUGCUGGAGGCGCGCUUCAUGGGCGCGGCAGGAGGAGGCAGCACGGGGGGCAGCACGGGCAGUGCCAGCGGGGGCGCAAAAGGCUUGACUAACAACGAAUGCUCCAAUCACAGCUUUGGCAGUUUGGGCUCAUCCAGCGACAAAGAGUCAGAGAACUCUGACAUGAAGAGAGGUGGUUCGCCCGCAUAUUCGACUCCCGAAAAGAAGCACUCGGAAACCUCCAGAGGCCGGAAGAGGAAAGCUGCUGACAACCAAUCGGAGAGCAACCAAGGGAAGUCGUCUGCAAGAGGAGGGCCCAAAAUCAGCGACUAUUUUGACUUUCAGGGGGGGAAUGGCUCUAGUCCGGUGAGAGGUCUUCCCCCAGUGCUCCGUUCCCCUCAGAAUUCACAUUCCCACUCAGCACCUGGCUCCAUUAUCAGACAGAACAGCUCCUCUCCAACCAGCCUUUGCUCUGCGGACCACAUGAUGCACCCUAAACAGCUCAGCAGCAGGAGCAUGCAGACGGACAUGACGCUGCUGAAGCUGGCAGCUCUCGAGAGCAACAAGAAUCAGGACCUGGAGAAGAAGGAGGGGAGGAUAGACGAUCUGCUCAGGGCAAACUGUGACCUCAGGAGACAGAUAGACGAGCAGCAGAAGCUCCUGGAGAAGUACAAGGAGCGCCUGAACAAGUGCAUCACCAUGAGCAAGAAGCUGCUCAUCGAGAAGAGCACACAGGAGAAGCAGUCGUGUCGGGAGAAGAGCAUGCAGGACCGGCUGCGCCUGGGCCACUUCACCACCGUCAGACACGGAGCCUCCUACACGGAGCAGUGGACUGACGGCUACGCCUUCCAGAACCUCGUCAAGCAGCAGGAGUGGGUGAACCAGCAGAGGGAGGACAUUGAGAGGCAGAGGAAGCUCCUGGCCAAGCGCAAGCCUCCCAGCUCCAACCCCUCCCAGAGCCCCUCCCCCAACAGCGAGGCCAAGCAGAGGAAAACCAAAGCAGUCAACGGCGCCGACAACGACCCCUUCCUCAAACCCAGCCUGCCCACGCUGCUGACUCUAGCAGAAUAUCAUGAGCAAGAGGAGAUCUUCAAACUGAGGCUCGGCCAUCUGAAGAAGGAGGAGGCCGAGAUCCAGGUGGAACUUGAACGACUGGAGCGUGUGAGGAACCUCCACAUUCGAGAGCUGAAGAGGAUCAACAAUGAAGACAGCUCUCAGUUCAAAGACCAUCCCACUCUGAAUGAGCGCUACCUGCUGCUGCACUUGCUAGGCCGAGGAGGCUUCAGCGAAGUUUACAAGGCGUUUGACUUGUUCGAGCAGCGCUACGCUGCAGUCAAAAUCCACCAGCUCAACAAGAACUGGAGGGAGGAGAAAAAGGAGAACUACCACAAACAUGCCUGUCGAGAGUACAGGAUCCACAAGCAACUGGACCAUCCCAGAAUAGUCAAAUUGUAUGAUUAUUUUUCCUUGGACACAGACACGUUCUGCACGGUUCUUGAGUUCUGCGAGGGGAACGAUCUCGACUUCUACCUGAAGCAGCACAAGCUGAUGUCUGAGAAGGAGGCGCGCUCCAUCAUCAUGCAGAUCAUCAACGCGCUCAAGUACCUCAAUGAGAUCAAACCGCCCAUCAUCCACUACGACCUUAAGCCAGGCAACAUCCUGUUGGUGGACGGGACAGCCUGUGGUGAGAUUAAGAUCACAGACUUUGGCCUGUCCAAGAUCAUGGAUGACGACAAUUACGGCGUGGAUGGGAUGGACCUCACUUCACAAGGGGCCGGAACAUACUGGUACCUGCCUCCAGAGUGUUUUGUCGUGGGAAAAGAACCUCCAAAGAUCUCCAAUAAAGUAGACGUUUGGUCUGUGGGAGUCAUAUUCUUCCAGUGUCUGUACGGCCGCAAGCCGUUUGGACACAACCAGUCUCAGCAGGACAUACUUCAGGAGAACACCAUCCUCAAAGCCACUGAGGUGCAGUUCCCUGUCAAACCCGUCGCCAGCAACGAGGCCAAGGCGUUUAUCCGGCGCUGCCUGGCCUACAGGAAGGAGGACCGCUUCGACGUGCAGCAGCUGUGCAGUGACUCGUACCUGCUGCCCCACAUGCGGCGCUCCAAUUCGUCGGGCAACCUGCAAGCCCCGCCCUCUAGCCCCGCCUCCUCAGGCAUCAUCUCCUACUGAGCAACCGCCAGAUUGGCUGAUCGACCUGACUUGACACGUCAUCUGUCCAACCAUGCCCCCUAACGCCUGUCCCUGAGAUGUGAUGCGAUUUGAUGUCUGAUAGAGGG
Messenger RNA from Sardina pilchardus (European sardine), 2655 nucleotides. RefSeq names its product tousled-like kinase 1b (gene tlk1b). Gene Ontology annotation, biological process: chromosome segregation; intracellular signal transduction; peptidyl-serine phosphorylation. Bases 224 to 2548 code for a protein of 774 amino acids. The transcript has 22 exons. NCBI's taxonomy places the organism in Eukaryota, Metazoa, Chordata, Actinopteri, Clupeiformes, Clupeidae. Gene Ontology annotation, molecular function: protein serine/threonine kinase activity; ATP binding. The record is from RefSeq and is a predicted model, not a curated record. Gene Ontology annotation, cellular component: nucleus.